Molecule: messenger RNA, 5628 nt
Organism: Sarcophilus harrisii (Tasmanian devil)
Lineage: Eukaryota; Metazoa; Chordata; Mammalia; Dasyuromorphia; Dasyuridae
Product: cytochrome P450 1B1
Exons: 3
Coding region: 602-2410 (602 amino acids)
Molecular function (GO): iron ion binding; oxidoreductase activity, acting on paired donors, with incorporation or reduction of molecular oxygen; monooxygenase activity
Source: RefSeq, a predicted model, not a curated record
UUAUUGCAAAGAAAACACACCAAAUGCAAUCUGGGGGUAAAUUUACUCGUUACUCAAAUGAAUCUGUUUUCGGUUGUACCACAAAUGGGGUCUGAUUCUUCCACCGCAUUUGCCUCUGGGGACUGAGGUCUUAGACUCACGCGGGUGCCACUCUUAAAGGCCCCUCCUCCUGCCAGUACUGCCCCGCCCUUUCCAGGUCCAGUCUGUUUGCUGAUGCUCGGACCGGCUCCCACUCCCUCCUUCCAUCCCUCCUCCCUUUCGGAGUCUUUAAAACCCGUAGAAAUGGGAUGCCUCAUUUUCAAAGUACGGGCUGGUUCAGUUUGCAAGUAGCAAAUUUAUUUCACAUCAUCUCUGCCAGCUAGGAGUAGGCGCUGACUCUGGCAUCCGUGCUCCCAAACCACCUCUAGCGCAGCUAGAAAAUCCUAGCAUUCUUCCUGUCCCGGGGUGGAAGGUAACUAACUUUUUAUAACUUCCCUUCACCUGAAGUUACUCCAAAUACUCCCAUUUCGCCACUUGGGCUGAGCUGGGGAUGAAUUUCUAACUCCGUGGAGCAGGUGAAAACAGAUAUACUCUUCGCUGGGGGAGCCUUUGAGAUCCAUCCAUGCUAGAAUGGGACUGUCAAUUACAGUCUGAUAUAGGUCCCUCUUCGACGCAGCUAAACUUUCGUUGUAUCCACAGCUACGCUCGAUUCCUCAGCUCCCUAUUCAUCAGAUAUUGCUGGAAGCAGCGCCUACCCACAGCCCUCGAUGCUCAUGAAUCUUGCCUCCACAGCAUGGCCACAAGCCGAAAUAGUGCAGAAGCCUGGAUUCCCGGCCUUCUGUCUACCCAGCAGACCACUCUCCUGCUCUUCCUUUCCGUGCUGGUCGCUGUCCACUUGAGCCAGUGUAUUCUACGGCGUUGUCGUCGGCUCCCCGGGGCUGGCUGCAGCCCCCCUGGCCCAUUCCAGUGGCCCCUGAUCGGGAACGCUGUGGAGGUGGGCAACAACCCGCACCUCUCCUUUACUCGUUUGGCUCGCCGCUACGGAGACGUCUUCCAAAUCCGUUUGGGUAACUGCCCAGUGGUAGUGCUGAACGGCGAGCGCGCCAUCCGCCAGGCCUUGGUACAGCAGGGGUCCACCUUCGCCAGCCGGCCGCCAUUCCCCUCUUUCCAUGUGGUGUCCAACGGCCGUAGCCUGGCUUUCAGCAAAUACUCCGAGAUCUGGAAAAUGCAGAGACGGGUGGCCCACGGCACCGUCCGUGCCUUCUCCACGGGACACGUCCGCAGCCGCCGGGUCCUGGAGCAACAUGUGCUGAGUGAGGCGCGGGAGCUGGUGAGGCUGUUAGUGCAAGGUAGCGCUGGAGGCGCUUUUCUGAACCCGGGUCCUCUCGCCGUGGUGGCCGUGGCCAACGUGAUGAGUGCCGUGUGCUUCGGCUGCCGCUACAGCCACAGUGAUGAAGAGUUCCGCGAGUUGCUGAGCCACAACGAGCGGUUCGGCCGCACGGUGGGGGCGGGCAGCCUGGUAGACGUUCUGCCCUGGCUCCAGCGCUUCCCCAACCCUGUGCGCACCGCCUACCGCGACUUCCAGAAAAUCAAUCACGACUUCUAUAGUUUCGUGCUAGACAAGUUCCUGAAGCACAGGAGCAGCCUGAAGCCCGGGGCUCCUCCCCGGGACAUGAUGGAUGCCUUCAUUCACACGGUGGGGAAGGAGGAGGAGAGUACUGGAAAAACUACGUCUGGGCUGCGCCUGGACACAGACUACGUGCCGGCCACGGUCACAGAUAUUUUCGGGGCCAGUCAGGACACGCUUUCCACGGCACUACAGUGGCUUCUCAUCUUAUUCACAAGAUAUCCUGAAGUACAGGCUCAGGUACAAGAAGAAUUGGAUAGAGUUGUGGGUCGAGAUCGACUGCCCUGCUUGGAUGAUCAGCCUCAUCUUCCCUAUGUCAUGGCUUUUCUAUACGAAGCUAUGCGCUUCAGUAGCUUUGUACCUGUCACCAUUCCACACGCCACCACUGUUGACACUUCUAUCAUGGGCUAUCACAUUCCCAAAGAUACAGUGGUAUUUGUCAACCAAUGGUCAGUUAAUCAUGACCCAGUGAAAUGGCAGAACCCAGAAGACUUCAAUCCUGCCCGAUUUCUAGACAACAAAGGAUUCAUUGACAAAGACAUGGCUAGUGGGGUCAUGAUUUUCUCUGUGGGUAAACGCAGGUGCAUUGGGGAAGAGCUGUCCAAAGUACAGCUAUUUCUCUUUAUUGCCAUUUUGGCCCACCAGUGCAAUUUCCUUGCCAAUCCAGAUGAGGACCGAAAAAUGAAUUUUAGUUAUGGGUUAACCAUUAAACCACAAUCAUUCACAAUUAAUGUCACACUGAGAGAAUCAAUGGAACUACUUGAUAAUACUGUUCAAAGACUACAAACCGAAGACAACCAGUGAGUAGCUAAAAGAACUACUAAUUAGAAAAACAAAUGCAACUAUCAGUACCCGUUAGUUUCUUUCUGCUACAAACACUUGCUCAUGUGAGCCUUUUGGAUGAGAACUCACCAAUAAGUAUUUCUUAAGUGCCUGAUGAUGUGGUUCACCUGGAUCCUGGUGAGCCAAUGCAUUUGACAAAAUAGUUAAUGAAACUACAAAAGUAACUUGCAAGAUUUUAUGAUUAUAGACUAAAAGAGGAAGAAAAACUUAGAAAUAUACUAUAACUUUACUAUAACACUGUCCUUUUGGACUAUUUGUUGAAAUAGUUUUUAUAAGUUAAAAAAAAAAAAUCCCAAAUCUUGAGUAAGUUCCAAGAAGGCAACUACUUUAUGUAGAAUUUUGUUGUGAAGAAAACAGCAAUGCCACAGAGUCAUGAGGUAUAUUACUGAACAUUCAAAUCCAAGUAUAGUACUUUGAGAGAAUGAGGCCCAAAAAGGAUCAAUAAAGACUCUGCUGGCUUAUUCUUUAUCUUCUAAGCCUUUCAACAAAGUUAUUAAAGAUUCCUCUUCAAAAAGGCCCAGAUGCUUAAAGAAUAUAUUUUAUCUUUGACCAAAUUAGCUCUCAGCAUGGUUUGAAAAGUGAUAUUAUGUAUGAUAUAAAAUGACUCAUGCAAAAAUGGUGGGGAGGGAAUUGAACUAAUCGUGAGUUUUAGUGUUUCAGAAUGAAUUCUGAAAUGCAAUCUGUAAUAUUCCAAACUAGAUACUUGCCUUCUGGUUUCCGAAAUUCAAUAUUUAUAAAUAUGGGUAAAAUUAUGAAUUUGCUUGCAGGCACAACUAAAAUUCAAAUAUAUGGCAGAGAGUUUUGAAAGGAUAAAUAAGGUUAGUUUAUCACAAACUGCACAGAACAUGCAGUAUGCAUAACUAUUCAUUAUAAAUAAAAAUAGCAUUAUUGAAAAGAAGUUAUUUUAGAUAGUGAAUAACUAAAUUAGUUAUCUCUUAAUGUAGAAAUGCAUUCAGUCCUCUCAGAUGUUGUUGAGCAUACUCACAUACACAGGCACACAUGUUCACACACAUUUACAAAUGGAGUAGUUAUUUGCUUGUUUACUAAGAUAGCAAAUUACCUAUUUAAAUUAUCACAUCUGUUGAAAGUAUCACAUCUAAAGGAUGAAAAAUUCUCAUCUAAAACACUUUUUAAAAAGUUUCAAAUUGUUUUCAUUAUUCUUUCCCCAAGCCAAGUUAAUUAAAAUUGUUUUGUGUCUAAAUAACUUUCAACAUUUUUCACAUUUUAAUAUGACUCUGAAGUCUUUUUUUCAGGAUCUAAAUUUUUAAUUGAAAUUAAUAACAAUUUGGUCCUUUGGUUGAGGAAAGAUGGGGAAAUUUAGGUGCUUUAAAUGUGAUGUUAAAAAAUUUGGAUGAAUGAUGAAAGUAGUUACCCGGAUAUUCUUUGAUAUCCUAUAGACAAAACAUUUGGAAUAUUGAUCCAGACGUUUUGUUGUCUUGUAUGGAUAUCCAUAUGGAUAUUUCCUAUAAUUAUCUCCUUUCAUAAUUCAAAUUAUAUUUUAAUAACAAUUACAUGAAAUACUGUCAAUGACAACAGCCACAUACCAUAAUGCAUGGAAUUAGAAAACAGGUGAUCCAAAUUUGAGGAAGCUUUGAUUUCCAAUUGGCAUCAUUAAUAUGAAUAAUAAAUGACUCUUUAAGAUAGCCUACUCAAUAUGCAAUUGUUGUGAAGGAGAGAUAUUAUCACUUAUAUGUGUAUUUAGCUUAAGAAAGAAUUAAUCUUAAAAUUUUUAAGCUGAUAAGCAAAAUUAUGAUUUUAUAGUUACUUCCAAAAUUAUAAAACAUUUGCCUAAAAGCUCACUGUUUAUUUAAUACAAAACUAAAAAAGAAAUUGUAUGUACUUCUUUGGAAGUUACUUUUGAUAGAAUUACAGGCUGUUAUAGUGUGUGUUUGAGAGAGCGAACUGGAAGAAAGAUGAAUAAUUCAAAUAUUUUUGCCAUCCAUGUUAAAUUACUUUUGCUUGAAGCACAUAAAUUCAGAAAAAGAAUACCUAAAGUGCCAGUUACAAGUGAGAAUUUAUGAUCUUUACAAAGACAAUAAGUUUUGAAAUUUUAAUAAUGAAAAUUGGCAUACUCAUUUUUUCAUACAAUUUUUCUUUAGAAAGGUUGUUCAAAAGUCACUGGUGAGACCAAGAAUAUAUAUAUAUAUAUAUAUAUAUAUUACUGCCUUUAUAAAAAUAAUCUAAUAUUAAAAUGGGACCAGAAAUUUUAUUCUAUUGCCAAGUCUUCCACUUGGACUUUCCAGGAGUAUUGUGGCAAAAUUGGGCAUAUCUGGAUGAGUUACUAACUGAAACAUUUGACUAUACCUUAAUUAAUUUCUCUGUAUAUAGAUCCCAAUAUUACUUGAUAAUAAAACCAUGUUUAUUUAAUAUAAGUAAAAUAGAUACUUGGUAGUAAGAUAUUUAGACACAUCAAUUAAUGUAAACAACUGACCAUUCUCUUUUCUUUCCACUCUUUUUGACCACCAAAAAAAUAUACUUUGUGGUUUGAACUUUCCAGUUUGGUGGCUAAAUUGCAUAAUUAUUUCAUCUCAUUUCAUUUUUGGUCUAUAUAAUUCCACACAGAAUAUUUGUAAAUCAUCUAUAAAAGCAGAAGAUCUGUUCCAGAUAGUCACUUCAGUUAAAACAUGUUCAUAAAACAAGUGGCUUUUUUUUUUUUUUUUGAGGCGUGGACUUUGUAAGAUGUCUUAAAAAUAUUCCAAAGAAAAUGUCUCAGGAUUGUUUUGUGGAUUACAGAAAAAUUUUCAUACCCCAGAACUUAGCCUUCAUCUGUGAAAUUAUUUUACAAAGUUAAUAUUUUCAUGUUAGAUCUAUAUUAGAUCACUUAAUUAUAUAAAAUAUGCUUUUUAAUGUAUUUUUACAAUUAUGAGACCACUAUGUGAGGGUCCCUUGUUAUAUAGCCUCUGUUAUCUUUGGACUUUUUAAAAUAAGCUUUACCACAGAAUAGAGUUGUAGCUGAAAGUGAUGCAUAUUCAUUUUUAUGAUAUGCAGCAUGAAUGCAGUACAGAUUAUAUAUAUAUAUAAUACAUGUAUGCACAUAUAUAUGCAUAUAUGCCUCUGUAAAAUCAUCUCUUUAAUUAUUUGAGGAUUUCCCCCCCCCACACCCAUGCUUAAGGAUUUAGAAUGCUGUAAUCAUGGAAUGCUAUUACCAAAAUAUUAAAUAAAAGUUUUUUUUAACAAUU